Molecule: messenger RNA, 2172 nt
Organism: Myzus persicae (green peach aphid)
Lineage: Eukaryota; Metazoa; Arthropoda; Insecta; Hemiptera; Aphididae
Gene: ScsbetaA
Product: succinate--CoA ligase [ADP-forming] subunit beta, mitochondrial
Biological process (GO): succinyl-CoA metabolic process; tricarboxylic acid cycle
Cellular component (GO): succinate-CoA ligase complex; mitochondrion
Molecular function (GO): metal ion binding; ATP binding; succinate-CoA ligase (ADP-forming) activity
Source: RefSeq, a predicted model, not a curated record
CGUUUAGGCCAAUCGAUGAAAAAAAUAUCAUUCACCUACCAAAGAGUGAAGGGCAAGGAAUACUGUCAACUUUUUGCUGUCAAGUCUGUCACUUUUGUCGUUCACUACAUACCAAAAGCUACCAUGACUAACUUAGUCACCAAAAGUUCGUAUAUGCUGGAAAAGUUGGGCAAGAAGAGCCCCAGGCUUUUCGCAGCGUCAUUGCCUGCAUGCCCUUUAUGGAGUAACAGUCAGCAGCGUCGCAACCUCAACGUACAUGAACAUGUCAGCUAUUCGCUGCUGAAAGGUGCUGGUAUACCUGUGCCUAAGUUUGGUGUAGCCAAGACUGGUAAGGAAGCAGCCGAACUUGUCCGAAGUCUGGGACUCACAGAUAUUGCAGUCAAGGCUCAGGUGUUAGCUGGUGGUCGAGGUUUAGGUCAUUUCAAAAAGGGAUUCAAAGGCGGUGUUAAAAUGGUUGACACGGCAGAAGAAGCUGAAUAUGUAUCAGGUCAGAUGUUAGGAGAUUUUUUGAUCACAAAACAAACUGGAGAGAAAGGCCGUAUCUGUAAUGCGGUUAUGGUAGCUGAACGUGUGUAUGCUAGAAAAGAAUUUUAUUUUGCUGUCAUGAUGGAAAGAGCAUUUGGUGGCCCAGUUUUGAUAGCGUCUUCUCAGGGUGGUGUAAACAUAGAAAAAGUUGCUGAAGACAAUCCUGAAGCAAUUUUAUACAUGCCCAUUGAUAUUACAAAAGGUAUAUCUAGAGAACUGGCUUUAGAUGUAAUCACCAAAGUUGGAUUGACAAAAAAAAAAGAUGAAACUGCAGAUGUAAUUUUGAAGUUAUAUGACUUAUUUCUUACCAAAGAUGCUCUAUUAAUUGAAGUUAAUCCUUAUGCUGAAAGUAUUUCUACCGGGGGAUAUUAUUGUUUGGAUGCCAAAUUCCGAUUUGAUGAUAACGCAGAGUAUAGGCAAAAAGAAUUGUUUGAUUUGCGCGAUUGGACUCAAGAAGAUGAAAAAGAAGUAGAAGCUUCAAAAUUCAAUCUUAAUUAUAUUGCACUAGAUGGUACCAUUGGUUGUUUGGUAAAUGGUGCUGGUUUGGCAAUGGCUACUAUGGAUAUAAUUAACUUGCAUGGUGGAUUCCCAGCUAAUUUCUUGGAUGUUGGAGGUGGUGCUACUGCUUCUCAAGUGAAAGAAGCUUUUAAAAUCAUCACAUCAGACCCUAAAGUAUGUGCUAUUAUGGUGAAUAUUUUUGGUGGAAUAAUGAGAUGUGAUAUCAUUGCUGAUGGAAUAAUUGCGGCAGCUCAAGAGUUGAAUCUCAAUGUACCAAUCAUUUGUCGUUUACAGGGAACAAAUGUAGAUGAAGCAAAACUUCGCAUUGCAAACUCUGGUAUGAAAAUUUUGCCAGUAGACAAUCUAGAUGAAGCUGCUCGUUUGGCAGUUAAAUUGUCUGAAAUUGUGAAUCUAGCUCGUGAACAACACUUGGGUGUCAAUUUUGAAAUGCCCAUCUAAAAAGGAAAAUAAAUAAUCUAACAGUAAUUAUUAAUAUUAUGUUAACUAAUACUUGUUCUUGAAAGGCUAUUGCACAUUUGUCUUCUAAUUACUACACAAUACAGAUCAGUAAAAUACAUUUUAUAUUCUCACUCAAAGCUUAAAUAAAUUAUUCAGAAGAGACAUAAAUAUGCUUUAACGUUUCCCUUUUAUUAUUUUAUUUGUUGUUGGACACCCUUGAAUUAAAUGGUUUUUGGUUUCUUAUACUCUUAAAAAUUCAUAAUAAGUAUGGCUAUUGUUUUAAUAAUAUUUUUCUUUUGUUGUUUUUGUCAGAUAAAUUGUUUUAUAUAAUAUUAUAGAUAAUUUAUCCCUAUAAUUUAUACAUCUAAAAAGUUAUUCUAAUAAUGUUCUUUUGUAUGAUAGUUACCUUUAUGAUUAAGUGUUACUAAUGAUUUAAUUUUGUGACAUAAUUUAACAACUAAACCAAUUCAUUGUAUAGUAUUAAUUUUAAAAUAAAAAAAAAGAAAGUAUUAUUGCUGUUUAAAAGUCUCCUUAAAUUAUAAAAUGAACAAUUUGUAAAGAUUUAUUCCCGCUAACAGCUUUUUGAAACAAGAAGGCACAGAUAAAUUAAUGUCCAUGCUAUAGAGUUAAUCUUAUAGUCAGUUGUGAAUGACACGCUAUGUUAUCUUUGAUUGUAUUUCAUAAAUUGUU